Molecule: messenger RNA, 361 nt
Organism: Octodon degus (degu)
Lineage: Eukaryota; Metazoa; Chordata; Mammalia; Rodentia; Octodontidae
Product: putative 60S ribosomal protein L37a
Exons: 1
Coding region: 27-305 (92 amino acids)
Biological process (GO): translation
Cellular component (GO): ribosome
Molecular function (GO): structural constituent of ribosome
Source: RefSeq, a predicted model, not a curated record
CUGGUUUUGGGCCUCCUCGCAUCGACAUGGCUAAGCGCACCAAGAAGGUCGGCAUUGUCGGUAAAUACGGGACUCGCUACGGUGCCUCCCUCCGGAAAAUGGUGAAGAAGAUUGAAAUCAGCCAGCACGCCAAGUACACCUGCUCCUUCUGUGGCAAGACCAAGAUGAAGAGGCGGGCCGUGGGGAUCUGGCACUGUGGCUCCUGCAUGAAGACCGUGGCUGGUGGUGCCUGGACCUACAAUACCACUUCGGCGGUCACAGUGAAGUCAGCCAUCAGAAGACUGAAGGAAUUGAAAGACCAGUAGAAGCUCUUACAAUUUGAGACAUCUUUAGCCUAUAAUAAAUGGGUUAAUUUAUGUAA